This is a messenger RNA of Solea senegalensis (Senegalese sole), 3759 nucleotides long. Its product is annotated as growth/differentiation factor 8-like. The record is from RefSeq and is a predicted model, not a curated record. The coding region runs from base 52 to 1131 and encodes 359 amino acids. Gene Ontology annotation, molecular function: growth factor activity; cytokine activity. Lineage: Eukaryota; Metazoa; Chordata; Actinopteri; Pleuronectiformes; Soleidae. Gene Ontology annotation, cellular component: extracellular region. The transcript is spliced from 4 exons. Gene Ontology annotation, biological process: SMAD protein signal transduction.
ACUGUUUCUCCUGAAAAUAAAUGAUUUACUGCUGCUUCAGAUACAUUAUUGAUGCUCCUCUUGCUCUGUCUGUCCGUCCUCUUCUUCUCCGAGGCCUUUUCCAUGGAGACGAACCAGAGCUCCAAGCUGCUGGCGGAGAGCGGAGAGCAGUGUUCGGCCUGCGACUUCCGGGAGCACAGCAAGCAGAUGAGGCUCCACAGCAUCAAGUCCCAGAUCCUCAGCAUCCUGCGGCUCGAGCAGGCUCCCAACAUCAGCCGGGACAUGAUCCGCCAGCUGCUCCCCAAAGCGCCGCCUCUGACGCAGCUACUGGACCAGUACGACCCACGCGUGGAGGACGAGGACCACGCCACCACGGAGACCAUCAUCACUAUGGCCACCAAGCCUAAUCCGAUUUUCCAGGAUGAGACGUCCUGCUGUCUGUUCAGCCUCAGUCCAAAGAUCCAGCCCAAAAACAUCCUGAGUGCUCAGCUGUGGGUUCAUCUGCGGCCGGCCCACAUAGUCACCACUGUCUUCCUGCAACUGUCCCACCUCAAACCUGGGAGGGUGGGGAACAACACCCGCGUCCGAGUCCGCUCCCUGAAGAUCGACAUGGACGCCGGCGCCGGCUCCUGGCAAAGCAUCGACAUCAAGUCGCUGUUGCAGGCUUGGCUGCGUCAGCCGGAGACCAACUACAGCAUCGAGAUCAACGCUUACAACUCCAGAGGGGACGAUCUGGCCGUGACCUCUCCAGAGCCAGGAGAGGAAGGACUGCAACCGUUCAUUGAGGUGAAGAUUCUCGACAGCCCCAAAAGGUCGCGCCGCGACUCGGGCCUCAACUGCGAUGAGGAAUCUGCGGAGACGCGCUGCUGCCGCUACGGACUGACCGUCGACUUCGAGGAGUUCGGCUGGGACUGGAUCAUCGCGCCCAAGCGAUACCGGGCCAACUACUGCUCUGGCGAGUGUGAGUUCAUGCACCUGCAGCAGUACCCGCACGCACACCUGGUGAACAAGGCCAAUCCGCGAGGCACGGUGGGGCCCUGCUGCACACCCACCAAGAUGUCGCCGAUCAACAUGCUCUACUUCAACCGCAAGGAGCAGAUCAUCUACGGGAAGAUUCCAGACAUGGUGGUCGACCACUGCGGCUGCUCUUGAGAAGGUCCAGAACUUGAUUUCCAGUGACAGUGAUGCAAAAAUAUCCAAACACAAAAACAGAUAUGGACCAGAAGAGAAGCUGAGUAUCUUAUCUUUGUAUAGAUAUACUACCUUUGAAUGAGCUCUGUUUCUGCAGAGGCCCAAGAAGGACACAAACCUUCACCUGAAGGCCACUGUUGGCUCUCCAACACACUGAAGAAGGUACACGCUGAACCUAUAAAGGUACAUUGUGUGAAUUUUAGGAGUAUUUAUGAACUGAAUAUACCACACAUAAUCAUGUAUGUAUACGUGAAUAAUUGCUUUAGAUUUAAUAUUUAGCCUUAAAGUAAGCUUUUUAUAUGUACUCAAGGACGGGGUCUUGCUCUAAGGAGCCAGUUUCCUCAGCAAAUCAGUCUCAACAAAGUUAUUAAAUGCUGAAUUAGCUCUUGGAAGGUUUCAGUCAUAUCGUGCAUGGACAGAUAGACAAAUCCCAGCUGCUUCCUGUCGUCCCGUCUUAUGAAACUGUGUCCUGAUUUGAGUCUUGAUCAGGACAAACCCUGCGGGGCAUCUUCCACGUGAGUCCUUAUUUUGGAAAACAUGAACCGGUUGACUGGGCCGACACUUCCACCCCUCUCUGUCCUAGCACUCUGUGUUUGCAGACCAGUUUUCACUGCAACAGAAACAGACUUUUUAAAAGAGGUUGAUGCUGGUGUUGUAGUUUUUAAAACAUUGAAAUGCUGCCCCAUCUUCCCCCAGAGCAACAAUAGAUAAAUUAGUCCAACAAAUAUGCUAACAAGGGAGACUGGAUGGAGCUGAAAUGACAAAUGACUGAAAGUGAUUGGCUGACUGAUCUGUCACCCAAAACCCAUUGACACCUGCCCAGUGGUUAUUUCCCUCACCUUGUUUCAUAGAGCCUUAGGUGUGAUGCCGUUUGAAAACUUCCUCUUCCUCACCUUUGCCCUUUACUGAUGUGUAACUGCAAACAAACCUGCAGGAUUGUGUAUUUCUGUGGAAAACUGGCUUCAAAACCUAUUUUGACACAAAAGUGAACGACAGUUAAAUGCCGAUCUCCUGCCACUUGUCACCUUCAGGAAAUUUCACUGCUGUCAUGGACACACUCAUCUCUUGUUGUUGUAUUCAGGGAAGAGAAGCAUCAAGUGGCACUUGAAAGGGCUGAAACAGUUGUUGUGUGCUGUGGUUUCCAAUCACACUAAAAAUUAUUUCCUGAGCUUCACACCAAAACCAGCCCUUUAAAGUCAUCCUCUUCAGUUCUAGUCGAACUUAAACCUGACCAUUAUUGGAGGAAAAAAACUCCAAACCUUCUUCCUGGAGUUUUUUCUGAUAUUAAAUCUUCACAGAUUGAUUUAAUAGCAUCUGGCCCAUCAGCUAAAAUGACAAUGUGAGCAGAAAAUGUGAUCUCAGAGGGAGGUUUCAUCUCGAUUUGAAGCUGAGUGCAGAUGUCCUGAGUGUUGUUGUGCUUCACAGGGGUUUGUGACCCAAAAGUCUUUGUUAUGCUGUUGGAACAGAAUGUUCUGCACUGAACACGAGUCCACUUUUUUGCAUAUUUAGUUUACACUUUAAUUUUAUUGGUGCAUAUAUGUCGGUGUUAUCUACUCUAAAGUAAGCGGUCUAUAAGCAGUCUUUCUCUGACUGACUUUUUACAAGUUCAGACUAUAACGUUCAGUCAGAAUGUGCAAAACAUGGGGUCACGAUGCUGCAUCUGUGGUCAGGUGAUGGUAUGAUAGGAGAAAUAUGAACUGGGUCACAUUUCCCUUCAUUUAUGGUGUAACGUGCAAACAUGCACAUAGUAUGUGCUAUUCUGUUCAUUGCAGUUGCUCCCAUUUUGUAUUUUAAUCAAAUUUCAAGUUGUUCAAGUUGGAAAAUCUUUAUUGUUAUCAAAAUCAAGCCAGUGUAGAGAGAACUGUGGUUGUACUCAGUAUUGUUAGCGGUGUGAAAUCUGCUGUGCCGAACCACAAUGUUUAUGGACGAUAAAGUUCUACUGAUAGUUUUUCCUUCUUCUAAGAAAUGUUCUAUAUUUCCACCACAUGGGUGCACCAAAGUUCACUGUAUGUAACUUAUAUAUGGGGUUUAAGUUUCAUAUUUUGUCCUCAGCACUCUGUAUACUCUCUGCAUGUGUAUGAAUAAUGAUGAAUCAACUGUAAAUGUUCAAAAAAUGUGAGGAAAGCAUUGAGGCAUAAUUAUGAGUUUGUGCAUAGUUGUAAUUGGAAUGAUUACAAAUUUCAAAUUCAUUGCUUUUUUUUAUCAUGUUUUGUUGUUGUUAUAUUUGUAUUUCCAGUGUUAUUAGAUUACUCAUUGUAAAUUACACACUGCACAUUUAUAGUAUACCUACGUUGUUAUAAACUCGACAUAAUCUACUUUAAUUGCUGAUAACUCCUCAAAAUACGUCCACUUCCAGACUUUAUCCACAGCUGUAACAAGUUAUAUCCUCCUAAAUAUAUUUAAUUGUCUAACGUUAACAAAGAUACAAACAGGUAAAAACAGGUGUCCGUGAUUUCAACAACAAUCUGUACUGCAAAAAAACAUUUUUAAAUUGAUAUGUAUGUAAACAUAUCAAUUUGAGUCCCAUUAAGUGCUCCAGAAUAACAUUUUUAAUAAAUGUUGGUAAAGCCUGACACAUGAAAUGUUUAA